AACCCUUCCGCCCAUCGAUCCGGGCAAGAAACCAAGAAACCAGACGCGCCGCAGAGCAGGGGAUCCUCUCCUUUCCAUCCAUAGACCCGAGCAAGAAACCAAGACGCACAGCAGAGCAGAGCAAGAACAGGGGAUCCUCUCCUUUCCAUCCAUCGAUCCGAGCAAGAAACCAAGACGCACAGCAGAGCAGGGCAAGAAGAGUGGAUCCUCUCCUUCCCAUCCAUGGAAGCCUCCAAGUUCGGGUUCGGCCGGAGCAUGCCGCCGGCAUUCAAGUUCGACCCCACUGACGCCGACAUCGUCGCCUACUACCUCCUCCCCCGCGCGCUCGACCUCCCCAACCCUUACGCGCGCGCCAUCAUCGAGGACGAUCCCCGCAGCGCCCCGCCGUGGGAGAUCCUGCAGAUGUACGGCGACGUCGACCACGUCUUCUUCUUCGGCCCGGCCACGGACCCGUCCCGCAACGCCGGCCGCAGGAGCCGCACCGUCAAGGGCGGCGUGUGGCAGGGGCAGAAGGGGGUCGAGGAAACCGUCACCCUGGUCCGCCCCGGCGGCGGCGAGGUCAGCAUCAGGUACAAGCGCUACGAUCUCUCCUUCUACCUCACCAACGGCAGGAGCAGCACCGGCUACGUCAUGCACGAGUACGAGAUCCUCUCGCCGCCGCUCCCCGCCACCGUGCUCACCCGCAUCAAGGUCACCGGGAAGCUCAAGAAGCAGCGGGCCGCCGCCGCCGAACAACAAGUCCCAGACCCUGCGCAGCCGGGCCCGAGCUACAAGUUCGAUGACGCCUAUGGCGGUGGCAUCGUCCAUGACGGCGGCUACUACACUACUCCUCUCCAGUAUGAGCUCCCUUUGGUCCAGUACGACGAUUACUGCAUCUCGAUCCCAGACCAGCCGGGCGCGAGCUACAACUACGAUGCCGCCGCGAUGGACGGCGAGGGAUGCGCCGAGGCGCAAGCCAGUACUUCCUAUGCCGGCGGGAUGGUGGAGAAUGCCGGCUCCUACUUUGAUCCUUCCGGCGACGUCCCUGAGUGUGGCGCCGACUACAGCAACUACUACGCCGAGUACCAGCAGUGGCAAUGUCAGCAGGACCGGAGCAACCAAUGCCAGGCCGGAGAUGCCGCCGUGGUGUCCGGCGGCGGCGAGCAACAAGCCGGUGGCAACAGCGAUAACGGUAGUGUCGUCGGAACCGAGACGAGUGUCUCAACAUCUUCGCUAUGCGACGGGGCGGUGGACUUGUACGACGCCAGCUUCUACAACAUGUUGGUCUGCGACGACGACGGCUUCAAGUGCAAGCAGGCUGAUGAACCACAUUACUGAUGCAAUUUCUUGUAUUGAUGAUCCACAUUACUCAUUCUGUUGCAGAAAUAUUCUUUUUCAAUAGAAAGAACAAAAAAGUUGCUUUUUUCUGCGGACAGAUUGUAUGGAACUAAUCAAGGUCUCAUUGCGUAGCUGAGCGAUUUUUUCUGAAUUAUACAUUGCUGAGUGAGAUUUCCUGAAUUA
Lolium rigidum is the source of this 1500-nucleotide messenger RNA. RefSeq names its product NAC domain-containing protein 23-like. The transcript has a single exon. NCBI's taxonomy places the organism in Eukaryota, Viridiplantae, Streptophyta, Magnoliopsida, Poales, Poaceae. The record is from RefSeq and is a predicted model, not a curated record. Gene Ontology annotation, molecular function: DNA binding. Gene Ontology annotation, biological process: regulation of DNA-templated transcription. Bases 223 to 1317 code for a protein of 364 amino acids.